AUGGAUUAUGUCAAGAAAUAUGAGCAAUGCCAAAAAUACGCUCCUAUGAUACACCAAGCAGGAGAACUCUUGCAUUCCGUCACUUCUCCAUGGCCAUUUAUAAAGUGGGGAAUGGAUAUCGUCGGACCCCUCCCAGCAGGCCGAGGUGCAUACACCCAAAUACGAGAGAAAGAAGCCAUCGCAUUCAUAUGGAAAAAUAUAAUAUGCCGCUUCGGCAUUCCUAAAAAAAUCAACUGCGAUAACGGACCUCAGUUCGUCGGGAAGAAAACGACUGAAUUUUUUGAAAAAUGGCGCAUUAAACGGAUACUCUCCACCCCAUACCAUCCUGCCGGUAACGGUCAAGAUGAAUCCUCCAACAAAAAGAUAUUAAAUAUAUUGAAGAAGAAGCUCGAGGAUGCCAAUGGGCUAUGGCCAGAAUUGCUACCAGAGGUCGGAGAACUUAACAUGAGAUACUCUAAUGAGAGUGGACCCAGCAACGACGAAAGCAGAUUACAAGACCUGGAUGAAGUCAAAGAGCGAAGGGAUAUUGCUCACAUAAGAAUGAUAGCCCAAAAACAAGAAGCAAAAAGGUACUAUAACAAGAAGUCCAAAGUAUGA
This is a messenger RNA of Nicotiana tabacum (common tobacco), 597 nucleotides long. NCBI's taxonomy places the organism in Eukaryota, Viridiplantae, Streptophyta, Magnoliopsida, Solanales, Solanaceae. The record is from RefSeq and is a predicted model, not a curated record.